CAGAGGACGCACUCCUUUAUUGUUUAUGUUUUCUGCCUUUAACCUGUUUGAAGUAAAUCAUCAUUCCUCCUUCUCUUCGUGUGCUCCCUCGGGUUGUGCUUAAAUAUGCAGCCCGUGGCAUAUGGAUGAGGGUAAGAGGAGUUUUGAAGAAAGGCUGGUUGGGGGCUUUUCCCCUUUAUCUCAGCAUGUCUUCCGCUGUUGCUGGUUGUGUUGGGAAGGCAGACCUUUGUACCAGCCUGCAGUUCACAGGACAAACAGGAGAUAAGUGGACUCCUCCGUCUCCCUUUGCUCCAAAUGUCAGCCAUCUUAAAAAACUUAGAAGGUCACUGGCUUGACCCAAGCUUUUUUUUUUCUUUUUUUAUCCGAGAACAAUAGCUACCACCCCCAACACACUUUUUUUUCCCCUGUCCUUCCCGAGAGCCAGAGAAGCUUUGAAUGUCACGGUCUACCCCUUCCCCCCAAAUAACAGCAUCAACACUCAGCAUUCCCCCCCUCCAAACCCUGCAGCCAUCCAGCAUAGCCACCUACUUUCCCUUACAUAUGCUAAUGCUGCAGACUCAUUCAGCUGUUGGUGGCUUUUUCUCAGGGGGAGGGUCAUGAGCAUUUAGGGGGCAGCUGUAUGCAUUUUACUGAACUGACUCUGACGGUCACUACAACUUUAUUUUUUGUUUGAAAAUCUCCACUUUCUUGACAAACUUUGUGAAGGAUCUCACGUUGGAGUAACCACUGCUGUGGACUUCACAGGCUUUUCAAAGCAAGUUUCUUCUCAGGAGGCUUGUGCUCCACAAGUGUCUGAUGGAUUUGAUGUGAUGGAAUAAUAUUUACAAUGUGGUUCCCAGGAAUUUGCAUUCCUUGCCUUCAGAGUUUCUACAUUUGAUGGACAAGAACUCUCUUUAUCAGAUCUAACUCCUCCAGCUGUCAGUCUGCGCUGGUUCCACGCUGCGAGGAAAGUCUCUGCUCAGCGCGCUUCAAACACAUUUUCUUGACACCCAAAUGUUGUGUAUCAACUGUCAUGCCAUGCGCUCUCAAAGAGUUAUGACGACGGCUGCUUCUUUAACUCAGGAAAGGGGCUUCUCUGCUGUUUGCCAGUGAGCAAACCACAUGACACGAUGAGGACCAGCCCAGAAAAUCUGCCCCUCAAGGAAGCUGCCGGCAGGAUAUGAGUAUUUUAAGCCCUGUGACAGAUAACAAGUCUAACCUUGUGGGAAUAGUGGGAGGCCCAGAAGAAUACACUAGAGCUAUGCAGUCAGAGGAGCUAUUCAGCAGGAAACUCAAAGCCUUGAAUGGAAGUAUGGGGCCACCAGCCUCCAGCAUGCAGGUGAAACCUGACGGUGUAGGCAAAACUAACGGUACUCCUGCCAUGCCUAAAAUGGGCGUCAGGGCCAGGGUGACGGAGUGGCCGCCGAGAAAAGACGGAUGGGAUGGACGGCCUUCUCCAAACUACCAGAGUGUGAUCUCCGUUUUUCAGAAUGGACAGCAGGAACAUACUGUGGAAUUACUGGAGCAAGGGGAAGAAGUUUGUGUGGAUAUAGAUUACAAUGACAAAUACACACUGAGUGACCUCCUCAGCAACUCCCCACUGAAGGGCCUUCACCCCAUUCGCCAACGCAGCAAUAGCGAUGUCACUAUAAGUGACAUUGAUUCUGAGGACAUCAUGGACCAGAACGCUGUCAACCCGAACACUGGAGCUUCACUGCAUCGUGAAUAUGGCAGCACGUCUUCUAUAGACCGCCAGGGUCUUGGUGGAGAAGGCUUCUUUACGAUGCUUAGAGGGUACAGAGUGGAUAACCUGGACCAUCGUAGCAUACCGCCUCUGGGUUUUCCGGAGUUGUUGCGCUGUGAUGCUUCCCUGUCCCCGAGCUUGCAGACAGCAGCACAAAUUGCCAGGGGAGAGAUCAUCCACAUUCCAGGCUAUGAUUACAUAGACAGUUCUCUCCUGUACAGCCGUGAGCGGGAGAAGUCCUUCAUUCGGCGACUCAAAUCGGAGUCAGCUGAGCCAUCUCUUUUUAGAAAAUUACGGACAAUAAAAAGUGAGAGCGAUGCCUUGAGACUCUCUUUAGAGGACGACCGUCGGCCUCUAAGUUUCCAAAAAUGCUUUGCCCACUAUGACGUCCAGAGCGUCCUUUUUAACAUCAGUGAAGCCGUGGCGAACAGAUUCAACCUGAGCCAGAGGAAGAACACCACCACUGGAGCCUCGGCCGCCUCCGCUGGCGUGGGGGCAGAGCCCGGCAUGGUGUUAGGAGGUGGGAUUGGACCUGGAGCUGGGGCAGAUGGUGGAGCACUGGGAUGUAGCGGUGGAAAUCCCAUGUUUGAGUCUCCGCUUGGCAGCAGAGAGGAUUUAAACCCCAAAGAGAACCUGGAUGUGGAUGAGGGAGAUGGAAAGAGUAAUAGCUUAGUACUGGGCUGCCCGCACUUUCGCAAUGAGAUUGGUGGCGAGGGAGAAAGGAAGAUCUCCCUCUCCAGAGCCAACAGCGCCAACUACAGUGGGAUAUCGGAGAGCUGCUCUUUUGAGUCUUCUCUAAGUUCCCACUGUACCAAUGCUGGAGUCUCUGUUCUGGAGGUACCCAGAGAGAACCAGCCAAUCCACAGGGAGAAGGUCAAACGCUACAUCAUUGAGCACAUUGAUCUUGGGGCUUACUACUACAGGAAAUACUUCUACGGGAGAGAACAUCAGAACUAUUUUGGCGUCGAUGACAAUCUUGGACCCGUAGCCGUGAGCGUCCGUCGGGAGAGGCUGGAUGAUGGAAAGGAGAAAGACGGGAUGCAGUACAACUACCGGGUCUGCUUCAGAACCAGCCAGCUCACCACCCUGCGAGGAGCCAUCCUCGAGGAUGCCAUCGCAUCAACAGCCAGACACGGAACGGCCCGCGGCCUUCCGCUCAAGGAAGUGCUGGAGUAUGUCAUCCCUGAGCUGAACAUCCCAUGUCUGAGGCUGGCCCUCAACUCUCCCAAAGUCCCAGAGCAGCUCCUCAAACUGGAUGAGCAGGGGCUCAGCUUCCAGCACAAGGUGGGGGUGCUUUACUGCAAAGCGGGGCAGAGCACGGAGGAGGAGAUGUACAACAACGAGAGUGCGGGACCGGCACUCGAAGAGUUCUUGGAUCUGCUCGGUCAGAGAGUGCGACUCAAAGGCUUCACUAAAUACAGAGCCCAGCUGGAUAAUAAGACGGACUCCACAGGCACACACUCUCUUUACACCACCUACAAAGACUACGAGCUGAUGUUUCACGUGUCCACCAUGCUCCCCUACACACCCAACAACCGGCAGCAGCUGUUAAGGAAGAGGCACAUCGGCAACGACAUUGUCACCAUAGUGUUUCAGGAGCCUGGGGCCCUUCCUUUCACUCCAAAAAAUAUCCGCUCUCAUUUCCAGCACGUCUUCGUCAUCGUCAAGGUCCACAACCCCUGCACUGACGGCGUCUGCUACAGCGUCGCUGUUUCCAGAUCCAAAAAUGUUCCUCCGUUCGGCCCUCCCAUUCCCAAGUCUGUCACUUUCCCAAAGUCAGCCGUUUUCAGGGACUUCCUGCUCGCCAAAGUCAUCAACGGCGAGAACGCUGCUCACAAGUCCGAGAAGUUCCGAGUCAUGGCGACUCGCACGCGGCAGGAGUACCUGAAGGAUCUGGCUGAAAACUUUGUCAGCACGGCCACCAUAGAUUCAGCCGUGAAGUUCAGCUUCAUCACGCUGGGAGCCAAGAAGAAGGAGAAAGUGAAACCCAGGAAGGAUGCGCACAUGUUCAGUGUGGGCGCCAUCACCUGGAGCGUCUGCGCGCGGGACUUUGGUCAGUCCAUGGAUGCUGACUGUUUGCUCGGAAUCUCUAAUGAGUUCAUAGUGCUCAUUGAAGAAGAGUCCAAAAAUGUGAUUUUUAACUGCUCCUGCCGUGACGUCAUCGGGUGGACCUCAGGGAUUAUGAGCAUUAAGAUCUUCUACGAGCGCGGGGAGUGUGUCAUGCUGUCCGCCCAUGACAACUGCGGGGAAGACAUUCGGGAGAUGGUCCAAAGACUGGAGAUCACCACCAGAGGCUGUGAGACGUCAGAGAUGACUCUGCGGCGGAACAGCCUGGGCCAGCUCGGUUUCCACGUCAACUUUGAAGGCAUCGUGGCAGAUGUGGAGCCCUUUGGCUUUGCUUGGAAGGCAGGCCUGAGACAGGGGAGCCGGCUGGUGGAGAUCUGCAAGGUGGCUGUGGCCACGCUCACGCACGAGCAGAUGAUUGACCUGCUGCGCACGUCUGUCACUGUCAAAGUGGUCAUCAUCCAGCCCUACGAAGACGGAACUCCAAGGAGGGGCUGCUCGGAGCUUUACCGGAUACCUAUGGUGGAGUACAAGGUGGACAGCGAGGGGACGCCCUGCGAGUACAAGACGCCUUUCAGGAGAAAUACCACCUGGCACCGAGUGCCCGCAACCGCUGGGGCCCCGUUAUCCCGAGGCUCCCCCACUCAGGGCCCCGACCGCCUGCAGUGCCAGCAGAUCCUGCAGCAGCACCAGGCAGCCAUCCCACGGAGCACCUCCUUCGAUAGAAAGCUGCCGGACGGCCCCAGGACGAUGCAGGACAUGGAGAAUCCUCAGCUGUCCUCAUGCAAUAAGGGAGACCAGCACUACCGCAGCUCCCCCAGCAACCAGUCCUCCUCCAGUGACCCUGGGCCCUGUGGCAGCGGCACCUGGUCCCAGCAGCCUGUAUAUGAUGGAUGUCCCUCCCCGGUCCUCCAUGAGCGAGGGGCAGACAUGCAGGGAGCAGAUGGAGAGCUCCGCCGCGACAGAGAGCCCACUCUGGAGAGGACCAGAUCUGCAGAGGCCAAAUGGCACAUCCCCUCCACCAAGAUCCUGAACCCUGUGAAGCAAAGAGAAGGAGGGAAGGACUCCCCAAACAAGCUGUCUAGGACUGGAGAUAAAAACUCCAGCCACUCCAGCAGCAACACCCUUUCGAGCAACGCCUCCAGCAACAGCGACGAUAAGCACUUUGGCUCUGGAGAUUUGAUGGACCCAGAGAUGCUGGGCCUCACCUACAUCAAAGGGGCCUCCACAGACAGCGGCAUAGACACCAACCCCUGCGUGCCCCCCGGGGCCCGGGUGCUCCAGGGCAGGGUGGGGGAGCAGGGACACCCCUGGGUGUCGGAGCACCACGAGGACGGCACAUCAGAGGAGGACAGCGGGAAGAUUUACCUGCAGCAGAGCUUCGCUUCAGCCAUCCUGUCCAGUCAUGUGACGGAGGGCAGCAUCGGAGACCUGAGCGAGAUCUCGUCUCAUUCCAGUGGCUCACACCACUCUGGCAGCCCCCUGGCCCGCGGUGCCAGGUACUGCGUGUCCGCCGACUCUUCCAAGGUGUACACCAUCCCCCAGACCAGCAGCGCAGGGCCGGAGCCGGGGCCAGGACCCAGCUCAGAGGCCUGCGGACAAACACGCACACAGUCCAGUUGUAAAAAUCCAGCGGGCAUGAAGACGACUGGUGAUGGUGCUGAUGAGGAUGAUGAUGAUGCCCACAGCACUGAGGGACCCCCCAACAUUUCAGAGUGUGGAGGAGCGGAGAGCUUGUUAGCUUUCCUUCUCCAAAUGCUGUCUGAGCGUUCCAGGCAGCUGUACGCACAAGAAGCAGCCUGUCAGGCUGCAGAACGGGAAGGAAAAUCGCUGCAGCGUCUCUCAAAGGAGGAAUACUGUAAGAUGAUGCUGCCCGACGGCCCGUCAGCAGAGGACAGGAGCCGAAAGGUGUCCGGCGUGGGCAGUCUAUCCCCGAGGCGCUCCUUGUACCGGACGCUGUCGGACGAGAGCGUGUGCAGCAACCGCAAAGCCUCAUCGUACGGCAGCUCGCGCAGCUCUAUGCUGGAUCAAGCCAUGCCCAACGACAUCCUGUUCAGCACAACACCGCCGUACCACAGCACGUUGCCUCCACGCAUGAUCCACAACCAGGGAGCCUCCAACCUGCGGAAUCAGCGCGUGGCUUCUUUCUGCACGAUGACGGACAUGCAACGCGCUGAGGCUCUGCAGAUAUCCAGAGAGCUGACCAGGAGGGUGGUGGAGGCUGAGGGAGCAGCGCUGGAAGCAGACAGCUCCCCAUCCACCCUGACAGGCAAAGUCAACCAGCUGGAGGUUAUCCUCAGGCAGCUGCAGAACGACCUCAGAAAGGAGAAAGAGGACAAAGCAAUGUUACAGGAGGAGGUGCAGCACCUCCGACAGGACAACAUGCGGCUGCAGGAGGAGAGCCAGACGGCGGCGGCUCAGCUCAGGAAGUUCACAGAGUGGUUCUUUCACACCAUUGACAAGAAACCCUGAGGCACAGACUCAGGUGCUUGGAGGGGAGCACCCGUCCCUUAUCAAAACCUUUAGAUGAUCAACAAAUAAAUCACCGUCAUCUACAGUCAUCAAGCUCCUAGACCAUCCCUUUGCUUUUGAGACUGCUGGAAAAGCCGGAUUUUUGGGAUCCUCCUCUGUUUGAAAUGCAUGGCUGUUUCUGGCACACGCUCUUCAUCCUGGUAAACAAGCAGCUUGGGAAACCUCACCAUCUUCAACGCUGGGGGCAAUUAUGAAAGGAGUCCCUCAGGGGCCCCUGCUGAGCCCCUGGAAUCUUUUUACAGGAGUGGAAUGUAAAGCUCAUUUACUGUAGUCAACAUUUAAUCUACCUACGUCAGUCACGUCUACUGUACUGUAUUCUUAGCUGUACUGUUUAAUUCUACGCACACUGUCACGCCGCUGUUUCUGUGCCGACUUUCACAGACAAAGCAGAGAGGGGGAGGAAAAGGGAGGAGGUGUGGAAUGUACUGGACAUAAAGAAGGAGAACUUACUGUCUGCGUACACCAGGAGUCCACAGGUGGCGCUCUUAGAACAUACGAUGGGAGGGAUGAAUGUAGCCGGACUGAGACCCUGUUGAUUUCUGGUUCCCAAAGUCACAAACGUUUUGAGCUUCGACAUCAUUUGUUUUUUAAAAAAAGAACUCACUUCCACCUGCGUUUUCUUUCCUCUGUGUUGUAAUGUAGGGUCUCAUGGCGGUUGUUUUGAUGUUCAACGGUGCUUUUCCCGACACACCUUCGUCAGUAGUUUUCAUUCACUGUCACCAUGUCUUAGCAAUAACAAAGUGGUAGUUGCAAAACUGUGUUUAAGAAAAAAAAGAAGUUAGCACAAAAACGUGAAACCUUUUCUUUUGAGAAGCAGUGGUAUUGAAUAUGUAUUUAUAAAGCUGGAGGAGACUGUGCCUAAAACUGGUUGUAAAAGGAUUGUUUCUUUGUUCUCUUUUGAUAAACACAUGCCUUGUCUGUGGCUCACUGAUCUAAAAUCAUGUGUGAAUGCGUCUGCGUGUGUGUAGUUUAUUACAGCAAAAUGAGUUCUUAUGCAGUGGUUUCUAGAGCAUUAGUGCAAGCGCCAGUGAACCACACUUACAAUGCCAAAUGUGUUUAUUUGUGUACAUAACUGCCACAGAAGUGUCUUGUAUUUAACUCUAUUAUUUAAGCUUAUUUAACCUAAAGUUGUUUAUUUUAUUAAGGGUAUUUGUUUUCUGCACUAAGGACAAAUAAAGCUCUGUGUAUGUUGUAAAGUGUGUAGCUUGCCAGGGCAAAAAAAUACAAAAAAAAUCGACUACAACAAAAUGAAAAAACAAGACAAAACUAUAUAUUUGAAUAUAUAAAUAAUGGUUUUGGAGAUUCCAACUUUUGGAUGCUGCUAGAUUAACAGUUUGCUGGUUUGUAUGCUUUUAAAAAUGUCUCUCUCCAUUAACUGUUUCAUCCCAGGUGGGGUGUUUGUUGUUUUUCUUUUUGUUUUUUUAAAUAAAUGUAGUUGUACAAAUUUGA
Molecule: messenger RNA, 7768 nt
Organism: Oryzias melastigma (Indian medaka)
Lineage: Eukaryota; Metazoa; Chordata; Actinopteri; Beloniformes; Adrianichthyidae
Product: signal-induced proliferation-associated 1-like protein 2
Biological process (GO): activation of GTPase activity; regulation of small GTPase mediated signal transduction
Cellular component (GO): cytoplasm
Molecular function (GO): GTPase activator activity; protein binding
Source: RefSeq, a predicted model, not a curated record